AUGCUGUGGUUACCACUGCUUUUCAUAGUUUGCGUCGGUAUUGGACCCAAGGUAUCCGUUUCGAUGUCCGUUGAAGGCCCUAGUGGUGGUGUUUCUGCUGGAAAAUCGGUGAUCGCUCAAGUCACUGGUGAAGGAGUGAUGAACAAUCCGACUGGGUGUGGACUAACUCCAGAUGGAGAGCUCCUGUCGGCGGCCAAUGCCCAACCCCUCCACGCGCACGAAGCCGUCAUUCCCCACGAUGAGGCGCCCGUGGCCGUCGCCCCUCCCGGACAAUCACCAGAUCAGUUGGCGCAACUAGUACAACAGCCGGGCAGCACUUGCCAUGGGGAGGUUGCGAUGAAUCGGGUCAAUGGUCUUUCGAUGAUGGCAGGAGAUUAUCUGCGAGAGGUCAUAUUAUGCGUGGGUCUGUUCGGGAUCGCUCAUUAUGUACUCUGGCAUACGGUUCCCGAUUCAAGAGAAUAUCUCAUGAGGACUCUUCUAAGAAGAUAUUCUUGA
Puccinia triticina is the source of this 495-nucleotide messenger RNA. RefSeq lists its product as uncharacterized. Lineage: Eukaryota; Fungi; Basidiomycota; Pucciniomycetes; Pucciniales; Pucciniaceae. The transcript is spliced from 2 exons. The record is from RefSeq and is a predicted model, not a curated record. The coding region runs from base 1 to 495 and encodes 164 amino acids.